This is a messenger RNA of Elgaria multicarinata webbii, 1452 nucleotides long. RefSeq names its product acidic mammalian chitinase-like. The coding region runs from base 88 to 1251 and encodes 387 amino acids. Gene Ontology annotation, cellular component: extracellular region. The transcript is spliced from 11 exons. The record is from RefSeq and is a predicted model, not a curated record. Gene Ontology annotation, molecular function: chitinase activity; chitin binding. Lineage: Eukaryota; Metazoa; Chordata; Lepidosauria; Squamata; Anguidae. Gene Ontology annotation, biological process: chitin catabolic process; carbohydrate metabolic process.
GACAAGUCUCUGUGUUAGGCAGAGGUACAACACCACAGAGAGUCGUGCGGCUUGAACUGCAGGAUUGGGUCAGGUGGAAGAGUCAGUAUGGGGAAGCUACUACUGUGGGCAGGUUUCACCAUUUUGCUGAAUCUGCAACUCGUUUCAGCCUACAAACUUGUGUGUUAUGUCACUAACUGGGCUCAGUACAGGGCAGCUCCAGCCACAUUCACACCUGAUAAGAUAAACCCCUUUCUGUGUACCCAUGUGAUAUAUGCCUUUGCUGGCCUGAAUAACAGCCAAAUUACCACUACAGAAUGGAAUGACGAAACACUCUAUGGUCAACUCAAUGCCUUAAAGGACAGAAAUAACAAGCUGCUCACAUUGUUGGCUGUUGGAGGAGGAGUCUUUGAGAAUGAGAAGUUUACUACUAUAGUCUCGUCUCCAAGCAAUCGCCAAGUCUUCAUCACAUCUGUGAUAAAUUUUCUCCGCAAAUAUGGGUUUGAUGGUCUGGAUCUUGAUUGGGAAUACCCAGGUUCCAAAGGCAGCCCCCCAGAGGAUAAGCAGCGCUUCACCAUAUUGACUCAGGAACUGUCAGCUGCUUUUGCAGAAGAGAGCAAUGCAACAGGACGGCCACGGCUGCUGCUUUCAGCAGCAGUACCUUCCAACAAAUACACUGUGGAUGCUGGAUAUGAAGUUGCUGCCCUGGGGAAGAGUCUCGAUUUUAUCAAUGUGAUGACCUAUGAUUUCCAUGGACCCUGGGCUCCCAUAACAGGACACAACAGCCCACUGCAUAAGGGUUUACCAGCCUAUGACCCAAUUCCUUUCUACAACUGUGAAUAUGCCAUGAAAUAUUGGAAGGACAAUGGAGCUCCAGCUGAGAAACUAAUGAUGGGAUUUCCAACAUACGGACGAACUUUCAAACUUUCUAGUUCAAACACUGGCGUUGGUGCUCCAGCCUCUGGUGGAGGUACUCCUGGAAACUACACCAAAGAUUCUGGUGUUUUGGCGUAUUAUGAGGUGUGUACAUUUUUACAAGGAGCUACCAAGGCAUGGAUUGAAGAGCAGAAGGUUCCUUAUGCUUUCAAGGAUGGAGAAUGGGUUGGAUACGACGAUAAAAAGAGUUUUCAGUUAAAGGUUGAGUUCUUGAAGAGAGAACAGUAUGGAGGAGCCAUGGUUUGGACUCUUGGCAUGGAUGAUUUCUCUGGCGCGUUCUGUGGUCAAGGAGCAAAUGUCCUUAUUAAAACACUAAAUACUUCCUUAAGAAACUGAGGUAAUAAUAAACAAGGGUAAAGAUGACAGAAAGUCAUCAAUAUCCCUAAGUCAUCAAUCUAAAGCCCAGUGAAAUUAGAAUUCAAUGAAAAGCAAAUUGUGUAACCUCUAAUUUUCUAAACUCUUCUUUUAGAUUUAAAUGUUAGAAUUAGUCUCAAGUGGAUUUAUAUGAUAAACCAUGUGCUACAAAUGCAUUUGUGU